Molecule: messenger RNA, 2126 nt
Organism: Lates calcarifer (barramundi perch)
Lineage: Eukaryota; Metazoa; Chordata; Actinopteri; Centropomidae
Product: Golgi reassembly-stacking protein 2
Exons: 9
Coding region: 160-1341 (393 amino acids)
Biological process (GO): Golgi organization
Cellular component (GO): Golgi apparatus
Molecular function (GO): protein binding
Source: RefSeq, a predicted model, not a curated record
AUUAGCUUUGCCUAGCCCUCCAGCGCCUGCUGUCAACCUGCCUCAGCUGUUGGCACUAGCUAGCUGGAAGCGGCUGUGUAGCUUUUAGUAAUGCCUUCUAAUAUUACUCUACCUCAGUGACAUUUAGUCGGUGUUAGUCAAACGUAACUGUUAAAGAAGAUGGGGCUACCGCAGAGCUCGUUUUUGUCGGACGGUGGAACUCAUAGUGGAUAUCAUGUCCACGGGGUUCAAGAGGAUUCACCUGCUCUGAAGGCUGGUCUGGAGCCCUUCUUUGACUUCAUCCUCUCUAUAGGAAACACCAGACUUAAUAAAGAGAGUGACUUGCUGAAAGACCUCCUAAAAGCCAAUGUAGAAAAAGCGGUCAAACUUGAAGUGUACAACUCGAAAACCCAGCGGGUGAGGGAACUGGAGGUGACACCCAGUAACAUGUGGGGUGGUCAGGGUCUGCUGGGGGCUAGUGUCCGCUUCUGCAGCUUUGAAGGAGCUAAUGAGAACGUGUGGCAUGUCUUGGAUGUAGAGACUAAUUCUCCUGCAGCGUUGGCUGGCCUUAUUGCACAUAAUGACUUCAUUGUGGGAGCUGACCAGGUGUUACAAGAUUCAGAGGAUUUCUUUUCAUUGAUUGAAGCCAAUGAGGGGAAACCUCUGAAGCUGCUGGUGUACAGCACACAGACUGAUCAAUGCAGAGAGGUAGUGGUGACUCCCAAUGGAGCAUGGGGAGGAGAGGGAAGCUUAGGCUGUGGUAUUGGCUAUGGCUACUUGCACAGGAUCCCAACUCGUCCAAUUCAACCUAACAAUCAGAAUAAAAGUGUUCUGCAGUCCACAGUCACUGGCAGCAGUGAAGAGCUGGUUGCAAGCGACCACACUGAGGUGCCUUCUGCGGCUGAAUGUAGUCCUUCUAGUGUCAGUGAAAUAGGCUUGAAUCAAAUCGAAGGAGCUGUGCAGGACUUGUGUGUAACCUCACCCACACAGCCACCUGUAGACUUUGAUAUUUCCAACAUACCUGAAGCAAUGACUCCAGACUUAUCUGACAUGGUUUCUACCAGUGACAUGGGCCAGAGCUCCAUGUGUGCUAAUUAUGGAGAUGACUCUGGUGAUCAGUGUAGCUUGGAUAACUCAUCUGAUUUCCAAACUCCUACAUCUCCAGAGAAGGAAGCAGAAACUGACCAGGAGCGUCCCAUUGACCUGAUAGCUGCAGAUGACCCUGUUGACCUUAAGGUCACCACUGAAAACUUGAGUGACAGAGGUAUCCCAGAGAUGCAAGAUAACAGUUCUGAGCCAUCACUUUCAGCCACUGUCACGAAGGAGGAGGAGAUGUCGAUGCCUGCUGCGACAGACAAUUAAGAGGACUGCUGUACCAGAGAAUAAGUAACUUGUUUAACUCUACUUGCAUAACAGAUUAAGAGCACACCAAGAUACAGAAAAGCUUCCCCAUGCGAUUGUAAGUUGCUUCACUGGAACUAUUUUUUAAUUUACAAGAGUUUUAUUUAUAUACAAGUGCCAUUGCUGCAUGUUGAAUUGCACAUUUAAGAAAGAGGUGCGUCGAGUGGAAAGCUGGUCAGGUAGUUAUAACAAUAUGAAUGUAUUCUAUAAUUUAGGCAUACUGUAUGCCUCAACAUCAAAUAGAAUGAAGCCUUAGUUGAAUUUUAGUUGCUGUUAAAAGUUGUCUUAGUUUGCACUAAAAAGCCAAAGUUGGAUAAUAUUCAAUUUUGUUGCUCUUACUGUUGCCACCUGCUAAAUAGUAUGAAACACUGUUAGAAAAUAGGAAGUUUGAACUGGAGUUCACACAGAUCCAUCAUGUGAUUUUAUUUAUUAAAUUUUGGAAUUAGGGGUUUAUGUUUUUAAUUUUCCGGUGGGUUGAGUUUGGGAUGAGUACACAUGUGGAAAAGUUUUUUAAUCUCAGGCAUUUACCAUUUAAGCCUUUUUGCCUUAUGUCUCAUUAUAACUAUCCUUGUUUCAUAUGUGUAGGUUUGACUUUUGAUUGGUGUAAAUGAGCCACAUGAGAUGCAACUCUCUGAUUGACUUCUGUUUCCUCUCUUUAUAUAGAUUUUAAUUGGAUUAUGUUUAUGUUUUUAUGGAUGGAUGUAAAUAUUUAUAAAAAAAAAAAAGAAGAAGAUGCUCAAGAUAAA